Molecule: messenger RNA, 1410 nt
Organism: Ruditapes philippinarum (Manila clam)
Lineage: Eukaryota; Metazoa; Mollusca; Bivalvia; Venerida; Veneridae
Product: thiosulfate sulfurtransferase-like
Exons: 8
Coding region: 347-1222 (291 amino acids)
Biological process (GO): transsulfuration
Cellular component (GO): mitochondrion
Molecular function (GO): thiosulfate-cyanide sulfurtransferase activity
Source: RefSeq, a predicted model, not a curated record
AUUUAUUUGUUAUUAUGGCCGCCGCUUUCUGUCAUUCGGUAGACAUUAUGAUUGGUAAAAAUGCAUCAUAUCAAUAAAAAAAAAAUCUCUUUAUUUGAAUUCAGUAGGAUAUGUGAAAUCAAACUAUACACAUACAUAAGUAAACAAGUUUAAUAUUCAUGAAGUUUUAUAUUUUAAUAUCGCGACGAAAGAUAGACAACUCAAGGUGAUUUUAUUACAUAAGCCGCGCCGAUAAUAAAGGUCAAAGAAAACGGAGUGUUUUGUCAAUAUCACGUGUGUUAAAAACAUUGAAAAUUUGGUGCCAGAGAUUAAAGGACAUAUAGCAUUAUUUAAUAAGGUAUAAAGAAUGACUGUAUCACGUGCCUUGACGAAUGUAUCUACAAAAUGGUUACGUCAACAUAUUGGUACCAGUCCAGGGAAACAAGCGUCCAGGAAUAUAAGAAUUCUUGAUACUUCAUUUGUACUUGACAGACACGCGGAUUCUUACAAUGACCUUUAUAAAAAAGAACACAUUCCGCACUCAGUUCACUUCAACAUCUACAAGUGUACGCCGGAGAAGCCAGGUAUCACACUGGGUUGGCCGGACUUAGACUGUUUUACGGACUAUGUUCAGUCACUAGGUAUAUGGCCGGACACUCACGUGAUUGCGUAUGACAGAACCGGUCCUAUUUCAGCUGCAUACAGAACAUGGUGGCAAUUUAGGACUCUUGGUCAUAAAAAUAUAUCUGUGUUAGAUGGGGGACUGAAGAAAUGGGUGGCAGAUGGUUUUGAAGUGACGUCAGAGGAACCGGAAGUUGAGAGAUCAGAUUUUGUUCCAAAUUUCGACAAAAGUUUAUAUCGGAGUUUUGAAGAUAUGCUGGAGAAUUUAAAGACGAACAAGGAACAACUGGUUGAUUCCAGACCUCUUGACCAUCAUUCUGUCAUUAAAGACGAUAAUUGCGGAGUUAUAGCCGGAUCAAAACAUGUGGGGUUUCCAUAUUUGUUUAAAGAAGAUGGAACAAUGAAGUCGGAAGCUGAACUUAAAGCUAUGUUUGACAAGGCUGGUAUUGAUCUUGACAAGCCACUCUUGGUAACGUGUCUGCGAGGGCUGACGGCAUGCAGUGUUGCAGGGGCUUGCCAUAUUCUAGGCAAAGAAAACGUGCCAGUUUAUCAAGGAUCAUGGCAGGAAUUUAGUAUGAUUGGACCCGAUGAAUAUAAAAGAAAAGUUGAUCAGAAAUCGUGAUUUACAGAAGUGGAAAUGAAAACUUUUAGAUCUGUAUAAAAAAUCAACAUUGUGUUCUUUUCUUUUAUUACAUUACCAUUGUUGUAGCACAUUACUAAAGUAGAUAUUCAUUUGUGAUUUAUACGUUUUUUGUAAGUGUAUGAUAAAUAUAAGUUACAUUAUAAUGUUAUAAAGUCUGAUGGUCUCUG